Messenger RNA from Dama dama (fallow deer), 877 nucleotides. It is a transcript of the gene BORCS8, whose product is annotated as BLOC-1 related complex subunit 8. Lineage: Eukaryota; Metazoa; Chordata; Mammalia; Artiodactyla; Cervidae. The transcript has 4 exons. Bases 38 to 367 code for a protein of 109 amino acids. Gene Ontology annotation, cellular component: BORC complex. The record is from RefSeq and is a predicted model, not a curated record.
UUCCGGUUCCGGUCCUCGAAACAGGGCCGUGGCUACUAUGGAAGAACCCGAGAUGCAGCUCAAGGGGAAGAAAGUUACUGACAAAUUCACCGAGAGUGUCUACGUCCUGGCCAAUGAGCCGUCUGUGGCCCUGUACCGGCUUCAGGAGCACGUGCGCCGCUCUCUGCCUGAGUUGGCCCAGCAUAAGGCUGACAUGCAGCGGUGGGAGGAGCAGAGCCAGGGAGCCAUUUACACCGUGGAGUACGCCUGCAGGCUUCUUCCUGGUCCUCAGCAGCCCCCACCAUCUGUCACAGGAGGGGUCAUAAGGAUUCCAGGAGGUGCCUCAAGAGGCCAGCGUUUCCCACCCACAGCCACGACCACAGACUGACUGGUGGGGUGGAUGGCAGCUCGGGGUAGUGCCCAAACACAAUACUGUUUAUUUUAAGUUUUUAUUUCUUUCUAAGUUUUUAUAUUGUGGUAAGAGGCACAUAAGUAAAAUUUAUUAUCUUAACCAUUUUUAAGUGUUCAAUUCAGUGGUAUUAAAUAUAUUCAUAAUGCUGUGCAGCUGUCCCCACCACCCACCUCCUGAGUUCUUUUCAUCUUGCAAAACUGAAAUUCUGUCCCUGUUAAACAUGAACUCCCCACUUACCACCCCCAUUCCUGGCUCCUGCCAUUCUGCUUUCUGUCUAAAAAUCUGUCUAUUCAAGGGACCUCACAUUAAUGGAAUCAUACAUUUUUUUUUGUCUUUUUGUGACUGUCCUUUUUCACCUAGCAUAGUAUCUUCAAGGUUCAUCCACAUUGUAGCCUGUGUCCAAAUUUCCUUGCUUUUUAGGGCUGAAUACUAUUUCAUCCUAUAGAUGGACCACAUUUUGUUUAUCCAUUCAUCUCUUGGACAUUU